Molecule: messenger RNA, 1062 nt
Organism: Neoarius graeffei (lesser salmon catfish)
Lineage: Eukaryota; Metazoa; Chordata; Actinopteri; Siluriformes; Ariidae
Product: P2Y purinoceptor 1-like
Exons: 2
Coding region: 1-1062 (353 amino acids)
Biological process (GO): G protein-coupled receptor signaling pathway
Cellular component (GO): plasma membrane
Molecular function (GO): G protein-coupled receptor activity
Source: RefSeq, a predicted model, not a curated record
AUGAUCCAUUUUCUCAUCAAUAACUCUUAUAAUCCUGAACACCAUGAGAAAGCACUCCUGGAUUACCCCAAUGAGACCACACCAUUGUGCAGUCAGUUCAGGGUUGGUAGGUGGUACUGCUCUAUCUUGCUGGUCUUAUUUGUCAUCGGUCUACCAGUGGGGUUGCUGGGUAACAUGGCGGCCAUCGUAAACUACACAUGCUGUCGACAACCUUGGAACACAGGGACGGUGUUUCUGCUAAACUUGGCGCUGUGCGACAUCACCUGGCUCCUUUUGCUGCCAAUUACAGUUUACUUCACCCUGUGUCAGACACAUAUAAAAGGCAUGAACAUCUUCUGCCAGUUCAAGAACAUGUUCUUCACCAUCAAUGUGUACGGUAGCAUCUUCUUCCUGGCUCUAAUAAGUUUUGAUCGUUAUGCUGGUAUGGUCCACCCGAUCAGCUCCCUGCGCUGGUGGGAUGGUAAAAAAGCCUGCCUCUGCUCCGUUUUCACCUGGAUCUUCCUCAUUUUGGGUUGCAUUCCAGAUUUAUUCAUGACCUUUGACAUGAACCGUCCUGGCAACAUUACAAUCUGCACGGACCACAUCCACAGCCCAUUCUCUUAUGUGAUGACCAUCUCGCUAAUGCGGGCGCUGGUGGGUUUCCUGCUGCCAUUUAUGGUGAUGGGGGCCUUUUACACCCAGAUGAUAAAGGUGUUGAGGAGCAUGCCAGGAAGGAAGGCCUUGAGAAUGCAGAGUUCAGCUCCCCGCAGAACUGGGAAGCCGCUCCUUCUGAUAACGGCAGCUUUGGUGGUUUUCUUGUUGUCUUAUGCCCCCUACCAUAUCAUGAUUGUGACUUUAGUGUUCAUGCGAUUCAUUGGCAAGGUGACAACUGAAAACAUGAAGACACUCUACAUAGCCUACGAGUUCCUGGAGGCCUUGUGCAGUGUGAGCAGCUGUCUGGACCCUGUGCUCUACAUUCUUGCCAGCCAGAACUUCCAGCAGAGAUGGAGGAGGCAGAAGAUGGCCAUGGCACGCCUGUGCUGCAGGGACACCAGGAGGGUGGGUGUUCAGAAGCCACUGUGA